GAUUGCUCCCCUGGCCCUAGGGAGCCCGAGCGCGCCCCGACGGGCCCGUGCCCUCCCCGGGCGGGCCAUGGCCCUGGCGGCACCUCCGCAGCCUUAGGCGCGGCCGCACCCCGGGGGGCAGGAUGGCCGGGGCCGCGGGCCCGGGUGAGGGCCAGACUGGGGGCCCGGACGGCCUGGGGGCCUUGAGCCAGAGGCUCCGGGUCCAGGAGGAGGAGAUGGAGCUGGUGAAGGCUGCCCUGGCUGAAGUCCUGCGGAGACUCAGGAUGAGGGAGGGGAGCCCGCUGGCCCCAGGCUCCCUGCAGGCUGCCAGGGAGUCCGCCGCCGCUACCGCAGCCGCCUCCGCCUCCGCCUCGAUGAGCGCCAGCAGCCCCGCGGCCCCCCCUGGACUGCCACCCCCCACCAGCCCCUCCUUGGUGAGCAGGGGCACCCAGACAGAUGCGGAGCCUGAGGCCAGGCCGACUUGUGGCCCCUUCAGCCUGAGCAAUGGGCCCCCAGCCCGGGCUGGGGGCUGCGAGGAGGAGCCGGGGGGUGCUCAGUCAGAAGGCGGGGGCAGCAGCAGCGGGGGCACCAGCUCUCCCGGCCCUCCCGGGGCGCUCCGGCCCUUCCAGCUCCCUCAGAGGGGAGACACGCCUCGGCGGAAUUCCUCCUCUUCCUCCUCCCCCUCGGAGCGGCCCCGACAGAAGCUCUCCAGGAAAGCGGUGUCCUCGGCCAACCUGCUGCUCCGCUCCGAAAGCCGAGGUGGGAAGGAUCCUGUCUCCAGCCCUGGAGGACCUGGUUCUCGGAGGAGCAAUUAUAAUCUGGAGGGCAUCUCGGUGAAGAUGUUCCUUCGGGGUCGACCCAUCACCAUGUACAUCCCGUCGGGCGUCCGCAGUCCCGAGGAGCUGCCCAGUGGCCCACCCCCUGAGAACCUCAGCCUUGACUGGGUCUAUGGGUACAGGGGCCGGGACUCGCGCUCCAACUUGUUUGUCCUGCGCUCUGGGGAAGUCGUUUAUUUUAUCGCCUGUGUGGUGGUGCUGUACCGGCCCGGAGGAGGCCCGGGAGGCCCUGGGGGGGGAGGCCAGAGACACUACCUGGGGCACACCGACUGUGUGCGCUGUCUUGCCGUCCAUCCUGAUGGUGUCCGAGUAGCUUCUGGACAGACAGCCGGGGUCGACAAAGAUGGGAAGCCACUUCAGCCGGUGGUUCACAUCUGGGAUUCAGAGAAGCUGCAGAAGCUCCAGGAGAUCGGCCUCGGGGUGUUUGAGCGAGGGGUCGGGGCCCUCGCCUUCUCUGUCUCGGAUCAGGGCAGCUUCCUUUGUGUGGUGGAUGACUCUAACGAGCACAUGUUGUCCGUGUGGGACUGGAGCCGAGGGACCAAGCUGGUGGAAAUCAAGAGCACCAACGACUCUGUCCUGGCCGUGGGCUUCAACCCCCAGGACAGCACUUGUAUCGUGACCAGUGGAAAGUCUCACGUGCACUUCUGGAACUGGUCUCCUGGAGGAGGGGCUCUGGGGAACGGGGGCCUGGCGAGGAAACAGGGCGUCUUUGGGAAAUACAAGAAGCCCAAAUUUGUCCCCUGCUUUGUCUUCCUCCCCGAUGGAGACAUCCUCACUGGGGACUCAGAAGGGACCAUCCUCACCUGGGGGCGGAGCCUGCCUGACGCCCGGACCCCAGGCAGGGGUGGGGCUAAAGAGACGUUUGGGAUUGUGGCUCAGACCCGAGCCCACGAGGGCUCCAUCUUCGCUUUGUGUCUCCUGAGGGAUGGGACGGUGCUGAGCGGGGGUGGGCGGGACCGGCGGCUGGUCCAGUGGGGGCAGGGGCUCACGGCUCUCCAGGAGGCCGAGAUCCCAGAACAGUUUGGAGCUGUCCGCGCCAUCGCCGAAGGGCUCGGCUCAGAGCUGCUCGUGGGCACCACCAAGAAUGCGUUGCUGAGGGGGGACCUGACUCAGGGCUUUUCCCCCGUUAUCCAGGGCCACACGGACGAGCUCUGGGGCCUCUGCACUCACCCCUCCCUGAACCGCUUCCUCACCUGCGGCCACGAUCGGCAGCUCUGCCUGUGGGAUGGCGAGUGCCACGCCCUGGCUUGGAGCCUGGACCUCAAGGAGACGGGCCUCUGUGCGGACUUCCACCCCGGUGGGAAGGUCGUGGCUGUGGGACUGAACACUGGGAGGUGGCUGGUCCUGGACACAGAGACCCGGGAGAUCGUGUCGGAUUUCACGGAUGGUAAUGAGCAGCUCUCAGUUGUCAGGUAUAGUCCAGAUGGGAUGUACCUGGCCAUAGGUUCCCACGACAACACCAUCUACAUCUACGGAGUGUCCAGUGAUGGGGCCAAGUGCAGCCGGUUUGGCCGAUGCCUGGGGCACUCCAGCUUCAUCACCCACCUAGACUGGUCCAAGGAUGGGAACUUCAUCAUGUCCAAUUCUGGGGACUACGAGAUCCUCUACUGGGACGUGGCAGGGGGUUGCAAGCUGCUGAGAAAUCGGUAUGAGAGCCGAGACCGAGAGUGGGCGACCUACACCUGUGUCUUGGGUUUCCACGUGUAUGGCGUGUGGCCGGAUGGAUCGGACGGAACGGACAUCAACUCUCUGUGCCGCUCCCACAAUGAGCGAGUGGUGGCCGUGGCCGAUGACUUCUGCAAAGUGCACCUGUUUCUGUACCCCUGUGCCAAGGCCAAGUCGCCCAGCCGAAAGUACGGAGGCCACGGCAGCCACGUCACCAGUGUCCGGUUCACUCAUGACGAUUCUCACCUCAUCUCGUUGGGAGGAAAGGAUUCGAGCAUUUUCCAGUGGCGCAUGCUGGGUGGCGGGGGCCCUGGCCCGCCCCCCCCCACGCCCUCCCGGACCCCUUCUCUGUCCCCUGCCUCAUCCCUGGAUGCUUGAUCUCACUAGGACUAGAUGGAGCGGGUGGGCUUAGAGAGUGCUUCUCCCCUCCCCCACGCCACCCGUCCGCCUCUUCCAACUUGGUUACAUUCCGUGCCUUCUCCCCGCGGGGAACACUGUACAGAGCCGCAGGCUGAGCCGAGCAGCGCGCCCCCCUCGCCUUCCCCCGACCCCGCCACAGUCAGUGCAGGGGCAAUAAAUGAACCAUGCAAAGUC
Molecule: messenger RNA, 3074 nt
Organism: Gracilinanus agilis (Agile Gracile Mouse Opossum)
Lineage: Eukaryota; Metazoa; Chordata; Mammalia; Didelphimorphia; Didelphidae
Gene: EML3
Product: EMAP like 3
Exons: 22
Coding region: 123-2858 (911 amino acids)
Biological process (GO): microtubule cytoskeleton organization
Cellular component (GO): mitotic spindle
Molecular function (GO): microtubule binding
Source: RefSeq, a predicted model, not a curated record